Yarrowia lipolytica CLIB122 is the source of this 498-nucleotide messenger RNA. RefSeq lists its product as uncharacterized. The record is from RefSeq and is a predicted model, not a curated record. NCBI's taxonomy places the organism in Eukaryota, Fungi, Ascomycota, Dipodascomycetes, Dipodascales.
AUGACCCAGUGUGCGUUCUGCGACCAGGAAUCCAAGUACACGUGUCCCAAGUGCCAGUCCAGGUACUGCUCAUUGGUGUGCUACAAGAAGCAGGAACAUCAUAACAAGCAUGAGGUGAGGGAGGAGAAGGACACCGACACCAAGGAGAAAAUCGUCAACAACACGGAGAAAAGUGGUGCAGUCUCAGAAACUACAACUCAAGAACCAAAUCACGACACAACAGGAUCGUCAACCCCCAAACUAAGCAUAUACGACCCCCUGAUCAAGGACGAGGUGAUCCAGAAACUGCUGUCAUACCAGUCAACCAAAACACAUCUCAAACACAUUGCCACGCUGCUCAAGGAUUCGAAACUGUCACGUGAGGCGACCGAAGAGGGCCGCAUGGAAAUUGCCAACCUCGGUCUGCUGGAACUGAGAGCAGGAGGAGAGAACGAAAACGAGGCCAUUGAGGAAUUCUGUCAGAGAGCGUUGGAUCUGAUGGAAGAUAAGGACAUUUAG